AGCGUUGGGUUAUGGUUAUCUGAUAAAACCAUCACAUAUGUUUACUGUGUACUGCUAAGUAGGCAACACGCAUGGUAUUAAAACAGCACCGAAGAAUCCCGCCCAGUAGUAUUUGAGCAAAACAUCGGCUAUGUGAAACCUUACCAUCAGAUCUCCAGUGCACACAGACGCAGUUUAUCAUGCUGUAUUCUCUAGGAAGAGCCGAGCGCGUCGGCAGAAAAUUAGCACCUUUUCAUGAAUUCGUCGUGCGGACUAUAAAGUCGAAGCCUGCUGAUUUAAAUGUGCAAAGCGCAACAGCAGGGACCGGAAAAUAUAAAACUAUAGAUGACUUACCGGGGCCCAAUCUGGCCACCACUGCAUACUGGCUCUUCGUUAAAGGAUACGCCGAUAAAAGUCAUGCAAUGCAGGUGGAGCACAAGCGCCUGUAUGGCCCCAUCUGGCGUUCUCGUUUUGGUCCGUUUGAUGUGGUGAAUGUGGCGAAUGCAGACCUCAUCGCCCAGGUGAUCCGGCAGGAGGGCCGGUACCCAAUACGGUCAGAUCUUCCCCACUGGAAAGAGUAUAGAGACAUGAGAGGACAAGCGUAUGGAAUUCAUGUGGACACAGGCCCUGAGUGGUAUCGCAUCCGUAGCGCUCUCAAUCCUAAAAUGCUCAAACUGAAGGAAGUAGCCGCAUACACGCCCAUCAUUCACGAGGUCGUGUCCGAUCUGCUGAAGCGCGUGGAGCUUCUGCGUCUGCGCAGUCACGAUCAGGCCACUGUCACCGACGUGGCUUCCGAGCUCUACAAAUUUGGCUUUGAAGGAAUCUCUUCUAUCCUGUUUGAAACACGACUGGGCUGUCUACAGGAGGAAAUACCCACAGAAACACUGCGCUUCAUAUCCGGCGUUAAUGACAUGUUGACACUUUCAGAGACCGUCCUGUUUUUCCCACGCUGGACCCGAAGCUUCCUCCCCUACUGGAAACGGUUUGUCCAGGCAUGGGAUGACUUGAUUGACGUAGCACGCUGUCUGAUUGACAAGAAGGUCCAGCAGAUAGAAGAUCAGGUUGCUCGUGGAGAGCAGGUGGAGGGGAUGUAUCUCACCUAUCUGCUGUCCAGCAACAAACUCAGCUUAGAAGAGAUGUACAUCAGCCUCACAGAGCUUCUGCUGGGAGGCGUGGACACGACCUCUAACACACUUUCGUGGACUUUAUACCACCUGGCGCGCGAUCCAAAGAUACAGGAGCGACUCUAUAAUGAGGUCAUGGCUGUGUGUCCCACUGGUGAGCCCACUACAGAGCACCUGACCAGAAUGCCUUACCUGAAGGCUGUCAUCAAAGAAAUUCUCAGGUUAUAUCCUGUUGUUCCUGGUAACGGCCGCCUGACUGUGGAUACUGAAGUAGUCGUCAAUAACUAUUGGUUCCCUAAAAAGACGCAGUUUCAUCUCUGCCACUACGCUGUCAGUCACGAUGAAAAUGAGUUUCCCGACCCAGAACGCUUCGUUCCAGAGCGCUGGCUGAGGGCGAACGCGGCUCGCUCCCAACAUCAUCCCUAUAGCGCAAUCCCGUUCGGUGUUGGAGUGCGGGCCUGCGUGGGGAAGAGAGUGGCCGAGCUGGAGAUGUACUUUGCUCUCAGUAGACUGAUGCAACGCUAUGAGGUCAGACCAGAGGAGGGGGCUGGAACGAUACAACCCAAGACUCGAACUCUGCUGAUUCCCGCUGAACCCAUCAACCUUCAGUUUGUGCCCCGGGCUUAAAGGGACUUUAAUUGUGUACUAUUAAUUCAUUUAAUAUGAACUUCUUUCUGUGAAUUGGAGUCUUUAGAGGAGGGAAGACAUGUGGACGAUCAAAAAACAUAAUGAAAUGAGGUCAGAUAUUUGAACCGAUAUUGACAGCCAAGGCGUGUGGAGUCAGAUGAUAAACUUUUCUUGCAAAGUCAUUAUUUGCAGACUAAAGGAAACGAGAUCUUUUGUCUGCAGACAUGCUAGAUAUACAGCUUCACAAAACCGCAUCUGUCAGAGAGUCUGAACGAGCUCGACGUUUUCCACUUUUGCUGCAUUUUAGAUCCACUCAAUGGUAAAUUUAUGGAAUAAAUAUUGACGACAUAAACUUUACAUCAAUGUGAAUAUUUAGCAUUUGGAAAUACACUUUUCCUAAAUAUUUGCUUAAUAAUAGGCAGGAAGUAAGAGAGGAAAUGAUUGUGUAUUUGAGCAAGACUGUGAAGGCUUAAGAUAAAAAUACAAAAAUAACUAAAUGCAUAACUAGAAAUUUUCAAAUAAAAUAACUAUAAAAGGUAACUGUAAAUGUAUGUGUAAAUAAACCGGCUGCAAAAUUGCUAGAUUUUCUUUUAAACAUCAUACUCGUUUCGUUUUCAUGAUAAUCAUUGUAAUAUGUAUAAUAGACUAAGUAUUUACAGGGCUAUUUCAGUUUUUACAAUGACAUGUGACCCUGGACCACAAAACCAGUCAUAAGGGUCAAUAAAGAAAAAUGGAAAACAAGCUUUCCAUUGAUGUAUUGUUUGUUAGGAUAGAACAAUAUUUGGCCAGGAUACAAAUACUUGAAACCUGGACUAUGAGGGUGCAAAAAAUCUAGAUAUUAAGAAAAUUGCCUUGUUUUCCAAAUAAAGACCUUCACAAAAAAGUUUUGAUAUAUUUAUGGUAGGAAAUUAUACAAAAUAUCUUUAUAAGCAUGAUCCUUACAUAGUAUCCUUAACAUUUUUUGGCAUAACUGAUCAUCUUUAUUGUUGGCUACUGCUACAAAUAUACCCCUACGAUUUAUGAUUGGUUUUAUGGUCCAGGGUCACAAACGUUACUUUUAAGGAAGUAUAUAUGCAGUUAUUUGUUGCGCAAGAGUUUAUAUAAAGACAUCCAGAUCUGUUGAAACAUCUUGAGCAACUGAACCACAAUGCUCUUUAAUAAACUUUAGUAACUGUGUAAUGUUGUUGUUAGAGGAUAAAUAAUACCUGUAAAGUUACAGCAAACGUCCAGUUUAGACUACAGCCCUCUACUUCCCGGUUGAAUGACGUCAAAAUUAAAGUGUUUGAAUAAGCUCCGCCCACAGGAAUACGUCAGAACUCGAUGCGUAUUUCUUAAGGCGAGACUUCAUAGAACAAGGAAUACAUCAGCCCAUUUUAGGAGUGUUAAAACAGCGCUAUAGAGAUAAGUAAAUUGUGUGAAAAAUACUACGUUUUUUUAAACACUAAACAUGAACACACCAUAAACACAAUCAUAGCUUCAAAAAAGCAGGACUUUUAAAAAUGAACGUGCUUGAUUUUAUAAAAAUGUAGGCAUUUAAUAAACUUUAAUAAUUGCAUUUUAAUUUUAUACAUGAUGCAUAGCAGGACUGAAAGCUGUUUUGCUGUUCAUUUUGAAUUUUAUAACCAUUUUCUGGAUUGUGCUAUUUUUAUAUAACAUUGUUAAUUAAAUAUAUUUUAACAGUA
Paramisgurnus dabryanus is the source of this 3412-nucleotide messenger RNA. The record is from RefSeq and is a predicted model, not a curated record. NCBI's taxonomy places the organism in Eukaryota, Metazoa, Chordata, Actinopteri, Cypriniformes, Cobitidae.